This is a messenger RNA of Xyrauchen texanus (razorback sucker), 3099 nucleotides long. Its product is annotated as beta-2-glycoprotein 1-like. NCBI's taxonomy places the organism in Eukaryota, Metazoa, Chordata, Actinopteri, Cypriniformes, Catostomidae. The record is from RefSeq and is a predicted model, not a curated record. The transcript is spliced from 6 exons. Bases 91 to 891 code for a protein of 266 amino acids.
CUGCAGAAUAACACUCUGAUCAUUGACCUCACUUACAGUGAUCUCCAAACCUCCCCUUACUGAACACAUUGUGCUUGUGCCACAGUGAAGAUGAGACUUACUCUCAGUCUGCUGCUUUUCUGCCAUGUGUGCCAUGAGACAGUAGAUGCCAGCACAGUAUGUAGUCGCCCCCCUGCUGUGGAUGGUUCAGAGGUUCUGGGGGGUCAGCGUGUGUUUGAGCCUGGUGAGCUGGCCACCCUCAAAUGUAGUGAGGGGUACACACCCAUCAGCGGUUCCCGUAAGAUCAUAUGUACCAUUACAGGGGAGUGGACCGAACGCUCCUUACAAUGCUCACCAAAGCGUUGCCCGACUCCUGACCCUCCCGCCAAUGGAAAUGUUGUGGUUAGUAGCAUUGUGUUCCAGAGCACCAUCAAUUACACCUGUAAUGAAGGUUAUGAACUGCAUGGAAACAGUUCUAGUGAAUGUUUACACACAGCGACAUGGAGCAGCCCAGCGCCUCAGUGUAAAUCUGUGACCUGCGGCCUGCCAGUGAUCCCAAAAUAUGCAAAAAUAAUUUAUGAUAAGGUCGUUACUAGUAACAGCACAGAGUUUGGGCUCGGCAUUACCUACAAGUGUUUGCCACCGCUGGCACUGUUCGGUAACGAGAGGGGCUACUGCACACCUAACAGAACAUGGACAGACCCGCCCGAGUGCCGUGAAGUGUCCUGUCAAGUGCCAGCUGCUGUAGAAAAUGGAUUUAUGACAUCUGCUGUUCGCAGAGAGUAUUUGUUCAUGGAUCGGGUCAGAUAUGGCUGCUAUAAGGGCUAUGUUCUGGAUGGACCCAUGGAGAUAGUCUGUGAAAAGAGCGGGCACUGGUCAAAUGAGCCCAUCUGUAAAGAAGAGGCUAAAUGAAUGUGGACGUCUCACCAAUAGUGAACUUGUCUGCAAAUGUUCUUUCAAAAUUGUAUGAACCAAAAAUAAAUGUAUUAAAUCAUUGCUGAAUAUGACAAAAAUGUAAGAAUGUUUAGCCUCUUUUCCACCAUCGGGCAACUGUUCUAGAUGUGCAACCAUGCCGUUCCAUGCCAAUCUUUGCCAGUUGGCACGGUUUCUGUUUCCACUGUGGUGAUGCAAUUAGUAUGUACCAAAUGGGUAUGUUGGUUGGCGACGGCAUAAGAGGCAAACAUUGGUGCGAGUGCACUAUUGAGGACGUUCUAGAGGUUGUGUAUGCCACUGGACAGGAACACACAAAAACGUUCCCAGGACUUUGAAGCUCCAAAAAGCAUUUCAUCAAUCAUGAAUAAUGGAUUAAACCACUGGAGUUUUAUGGAUUACUUUUAAGCUGCCUUUAUGUGCUUUUUGGAGCUUCAAAAUUCUGGUCACCAUUCCCUUGCAUUGUAUGGACCUACAGAGGUGAAAAAUUCUUCCAUCUGGGAUGACAUGAGGGUGAGUAAAUGAUGACAGAAUUUUCAGUUUUGGGUGAACUGUCCCUUUUAUCUUUUUGAGGUUUUAAAUGGAUGAUUUUACUUUGGGACAGACGUCUGAGGUAAAUCUUGUUAAGGUUAUAAAAAAGAAUAAGUUAAGUUAAUGUUAUGAUGUGAAAGUGUAUAUGAAAAUACAAAAAUGUAUGUCCCACUUUACCAGUAAAGCUUAAAACAUUCUGGGAUUUGGUCAAAAGAGAGUCUUCAAAGGUUCCCAUCAUUGAAUAUUUCUCAGUGUUUGAUUUUGACUGAGGUAGAGGACAUCCUAAACUCUCUUUUAAGGUAUAAUCUGAGGUCAUGUGUCAUACAGAUCGUAAUUCAAAGUGUCCCACUGUGCCCAUAUCCACCCCAGUGUAACACAACCCAAAACUAAAAUGAAUUUAAAAUCAUUUGUAUUUGAGUUUGUUUUGGAGUUAUGUAAAGGUAUUUUAGUUUCAGUUUCAGCUUUUUCCAAUAUUUUCAUAUUUUCGUUAACGAUAAUAACACUGAUUGGAAAUCACCCAUUAUUUCACAUCUUGUCCCUCAAACAAUGUACAAGCUACGAGUCCUCUAAAUGUACACGUGCACUCUUUGCAUUGUGUGUCAAAGUGUUGCAAUAUGAACUGAAUAUACUUAUCAACACAAUAACAAGUGUUUGUCCACAGAUUUAAUGCAGAAGGACAAUUUACAUCAAUCACUACAUGACAUAAUGAAUCAGACUCGUUGUUGUUUCAUGUGCGAUUUCAGUUAAUCACGGUUCAGUUUAGAAAGUAAUCUCUAAAACAUCAGAAAAUCAAUAUUUCUGUGGCUGUUGACACGCAUGCGCACUCGCUCCUGUGAAGAAUGACUCCAUGGGUUAAGAGUUGUUUUGUAAAAUUAAAAAUAGAAACUCGCAUGACUUCAGUAAUGUUCAGUGUUAUAUUUACCACGGGCACUAGAUGGCAGGAUGGGCCUGUUAUAUGACACGAUCACAACAGAUUCGGAGUUUAGAAGAAGAAUAAAUCAGUAAAAGGGACAUUUUGUAAUUUCAAAUAAUCCAUACACAAAAUACUCAAACAUGCACUUGUUGUGUAAUUUUCCUGAGACAAAAUGUAUAUUGUUGUAGAAAAAAAAGUGGUUCCAAAAUAUUAUUUCAAACAUCUCUGGAGCAUCCCCUAAAACGGCAUAAUCAAAUAUAACAGUUCAAAUCGGUUUUAAAUCGACUUUUUGGCAUGAUUGAGUUGAUAUAUGUCUCUUGUAAUUGUUAAAACAAUGUUUAAUCAUCAUGUAUGAAAUAAUAGUAAUUAUGCACACAACCCUGUUGCUCAUAUUAAUCUUUCUUUACAUAAGUAAGUUUGUCCUGGACACUGACAGUGAGGGGACGCAGUAUUGAUUACCAUCCCUGAUACUGUACUUAUAGUAACAGUGUUUCAUCUCCUUCACUUCACUCAGAAGGGACAAUCUGUUAUCUAUAGUCAAAUUAAAUGUGUAUGUAUAAUUGAGCAUAAUCUACAUGUUUUAAAUGUAUUAUCGUAUUUUCCAGAAUAUAAAUUGCCUUAUUUUCUCUUUUAUUGCAUCAGGUAGCUUAAGCAUGUUAAGGUUGCAACAGUUACCUGGAUGGGAUUAUCAACUCAACAUGAACUCAACUGUGUUUAAAUCAUGUCCAGGUCAUUGUCAAUAAGAC